Messenger RNA from Sphaerulina musiva SO2202, 1314 nucleotides. Its product is annotated as Mov34-domain-containing protein. The coding region runs from base 104 to 1174 and encodes 356 amino acids. The record is from RefSeq and is a predicted model, not a curated record. Gene Ontology annotation, biological process: protein deneddylation. The transcript is spliced from 2 exons. Gene Ontology annotation, cellular component: cytoplasm; COP9 signalosome. NCBI's taxonomy places the organism in Eukaryota, Fungi, Ascomycota, Dothideomycetes, Mycosphaerellales, Mycosphaerellaceae. Gene Ontology annotation, molecular function: metallopeptidase activity; protein binding; deNEDDylase activity.
CUGCACCCUCGCAACGGAGCCAACGCAGGCCAAGUAUGAUAUGAGAAGCUCCCGUCGUUAGCGCCCCUACCCUUCUCUUAGUGGUGAGCACCUCUCCAACAUCAUGGACAGCUCAUCUGCUACCGCCGCCGCCUUUGAGGUGAACAACGCCGUCAAGCUCGUCGACCCCACCCGAGACGCUCUCUACAAAUACGAUGCUGUCGAACAGAAGAAGAUUGGAGCCGCACGUCCUUGGAGGACAGAUCCACAGCACUUCAAAUAUGUGCGCGUGUCGGCCGUGGCGCUGGUCAAGAUGGUCAUGCACGCGCGGUCGGGCGGGGACAUUGAGGUGAUGGGCCUCAUGUUGGGCCACGUCGAGCAUGAGACCUUCAUCGUCACAGACGCAGUGCGCUUACCAGUGGAAGGUACAGAGACACGGGUGAACGCGGGAGAUGAGGCAAAUGAAUACAUUGUCAAUUUCCUUGAAAAAUCGCGCGAGGCUGGACAGAAAGAAAACUCAGUUGGCUGGUACCACAGCCAUCCUGGCUACGGCUGCUGGCUGUCAGGAAUCGAUGUGUCGACGCAAUUCACCUACCAGAGCUACAGCGAUCCCUUUUUAGCCAUUGUGAUCGAUCCGCACCGGACCAUCAGCUCCGGCAAGGUGGAGAUUGGCGCGUUCAGGACAUAUCCAGAGGGAUACAAGCCAGAAGGUCAGGAGUCAUCCGCUGAAGGCAUGGCCGCAGUGCCAAUGGCGAAGGCACAAGACUUUGGCGCGCACGCAAACAGAUACUACCCGCUGGAAGUGUCACACUUCAAGUCGACCUUGGACAAUAAGCUCCUUGAGGCGCUCUGGAACAAGUACUGGGUGCAAACGCUGUCAUCAACUCCACUCGAUACGAACCACGACUACGUGACCAACCAGAUCGCCGACCUGGCAGGAAAGACGAGGCUGGUUCAGGAAAGCGCGAGAAAUCGGAAUAAUGUUCCAAUGGGACCGUCCAGAAAGGGCAAGACAGAUGAACAAAUGGCUAAGCUCGUCAAGGCGGCCGAGAAGAUUGCCAGUGAAGAGAAGAUGGGGUUGAUGGCUUCGGUCGUGAAGGAGGGAGUCUUUGCCGAUAGUGCGGCACAAGUCGCUGAAGCCGCGACAGCUGUAGAGAAUGGCGCAGACGUCGCAGAUACCAAGAUGGAGGAGUAGAAGACACCGCCGCCAGGUGACGAUGAUAAGAUCGUACAGAUGGUAUCCUGAUCAACAGACAGCUAGGUAGAACGUCCAGAUGGGCGAGGAGCAGAGUGUGUUCCACAACAGCGUAUAGAUCACACACUAUCGAGAAAGAU